This is a messenger RNA of Clonostachys rhizophaga, 1437 nucleotides long. The record is from the annotation of a GenBank genome assembly. Lineage: Eukaryota; Fungi; Ascomycota; Sordariomycetes; Hypocreales; Bionectriaceae.
AUGUGGCAUGAAACCUCUAGUAUGCCAUGCAUGAGUAUAGCCAAGAGUAUCAGUGGCACUUCGGGGAUACCAACUGCAACAUGUGGACAGUUAGAUCUCCCGCCCUUAACUAAGCUGCUCCCCGUGGUAGACAACUAUUUCAAUGCCUACAACCGACACACUCCGUUAUUCGACCAGCCGAAUUUUAUGCGCAUGAUUCUGGAAAUAUAUUCAUCUGCUCACCCGCGGGAAAUGGUUCCAUGGGCGGCACUUAACUUGGUCCUUGCGAUCAGUUAUCGAUUGCUGGAAGACAGAUCCUUGGACGACCCAGCACUAGCACAAAGUAUUCGGAUUGUCCAAUCGGCAACAACUGAUCUGAUGGCAUGGGACAAGGACCUUCUGGGCUUGCAAGUUUUGUUGGGCAUGGUAACACUCUUCCAGGGGGCAACCAGCCCUCAGCUGGCAAUUGUUCUUAUCGGAAGCUGCAUACGGCUUAUUCAAAGUAUGGGUUUGCCUUCACAGAGAAGCUUCGAAGGGCUUUCGCCUAGUGUUGCCCUACAAAAGCGGCGUAUAUUUUGGAUUGCGUAUAUUCUUGACAAGGAUUUGGCACUUCGAGCGAAAGCACCAUACACUCAGAUCGAUGCAGAGAUGGAUCUCGAAUUUCCCGAGGAUAGCGAAGAUGGGCUAGGUAUAGUGACAUCUAAGGUAGAUGGGCUCCGGUUCAACUAUCUGCGUGCUCGUGUGGAGCUUGCCCAUAUCCAAGGAAAGAUCCACGAUCUCUUGUAUAGCAAGCGAGCUCGGAAGCUAUCAGAGGAUCAGAAAUUACACAGCAUUUCGCGCAUAGAUGACAUGCUCCGAACCUGGCGAGAGUCGAUUCCCGAUGGCCUGCUGACUGCUGAUGGCCUGCGCCGACGGCUGAACGAUGGAGCUAUCCAGUUAAUGACAAAUUUGCUCAAUCGGCACCUAGAAUGCAUCUUCAGACUUCAUUCGAUGUACUCAUUUGAACUAGCAUGGCUGAACAGGGUCCGAUGCUACUUGUCACCCUGUGUCAUCGAGCUCCGAGACGACAUGGAUGGCGAAGUGGUGCAUUGUAACCUCGCACCCCUCCCGAUAGGAUGGGAAGAGUGCGUGAAGUACUGCCGACUUUGUCUAGAAUUACUGGCCAUGGGUAAAGAGACAGAGCAUGCUAUGCGGAUCCAUACUUGUUGUGAGCUAUCAGCUCUGAUAGUGCUGCUGGUUAACAUCAUCGAAAAUCCAGAUCAUGAAUUCCUUUCUGUUGAUCAAAACUUGAUCGAUCGAACACGGGAGUUAUUUGAAAAGCUGAGCGAGGGCUCAUCAGAGAACAAAUUCUUCCUUCUGCAACUUGCGCAAGAUUUAGAUAGACGGGCAAGGGGGCAAGUCAACCGGGUUUUACAAGCGAAUGAUAUGUGGUUUCUAGAAGAUAUGGGGGAUAGCUAG